AUGAAUAUCAAGGUAGAGGUAGUAUCCAUUGUCAUGGUACUGCAUGCUAAACUAAAUAAUGACCCAGGGUUGUGUCAACUUACUCAAACUGCUUUGAAAGGUUUCUUAGCUCAAAAAUUUAAAGAUGAAAAUGAUUGUUCUGACACAACUGAACUAGACCAGGAUAUUGAAGCUGGUCAGAAAGCAGCUGACACAGUAUAUGUCAGUAUGUUGAUUGGUUAUUAUCAACCGUCAAUCCUAAUCCACCAGAUGAGGACAUGUGGAUAAGACCUGAGGUUCAUCCAUGUCAAAGAAGUCGUCAUGACAUUCCUGAACAUGAAAAACAAUCAGAUUAUGUAGAUCUGUUAAACAUGGUUCAACGACAUACUCGUUGCAGUACAAGUUAUUGUCUUAGAAAGAAGUCAAAUGAAACAGAGUUGAAAUGUAGAUUUCAUUUCCCUUUUGAUAUUUGUCCUAAGACAAAAUUAGAAUUUGAAAAAAUUCAUACUUCAGGUGAUAAUGAGCAUUAUCGAGCUAAGAUUGUGACUAAACGAAAUGACUCAGGGUUAAAUAAUCACCCACAACUUCAGCUCCAAGGAUGGAGAGCUAACUGCAUGAUAUUCAAGUUGUUAUUGAUCACUAUGCUUGUGUUGAAUAUCUCGCAAAAUAUGCAGCUUAAGGUGAGCCAAGAUCACCUAUAUUGAAACAGGCAUUCAAUUCUAUUGUGCAAAAUGUUGACAGUAAUACUGACCCUCGUAGAGUCAUUAAGAAGGUAGUUAUGAAAUCUCUUGGUGAAAGAGAUUAUGCAGCUCAAGAGACAAUACAUCAUUUAUUGUCUUUAAAACUCCACAGCUCAUCCUUUAAAGUGAUGCCAGUUAGUCUAAAUGGUUCAUGUAGAGUGCGUGAUAGUGCAAGUAUUGAUGAGGGUGAAUCGUGCACCGAUUAUUCACUGCUUGAUGUGUAUGCUAAUCGUGAACAAUAUGAGAGUUCACAAAAUAUAAUAAAUAUGAACUUUGUUGAAUUUGCUACAACAUACAAAGUUGUUAACAAUGAAUUGACAAAAUUGCCAGAGAAUAUUAUACCACGAAUAUUUCCAACAUAUUCUCCUAAUCCCAAAGGUCCAAAUUUCGGCCUAAAUUGUAAAUAUCAACUUUUGAGGUAUAAACCGUGGAGAACAACCCAAAACAAUGCAUGGGGUGACCAAGAACCAACUGACGAGGUUCUGAUCAAUUGUUGGCAUGACUUUUUACAAACGCCUUAUGUACGUCUAAUGUCCCAGACUUGUUUGAUAAAUUACAAGCUGUCAUUCAAAGUCAAGAAGCAGAAGAUGAACCUUCUGAAGAACAGAAGACAACUCGAGAAGAAUGGAUGAUAUUAUCAGACCUCAACAGUCCUUUUGAAAACUCUGAACAAACACCAGAAUCCACAUAUGACUGGCAUCUCGACAGAGCCAAUUAUUCCGAACAACAAAUUCAAGAAAUGCCAACAUGGAUAAAAACAAACAAAGAGGAAUACAGUAUUGAUGAGCAAUAUGAUGUUGUUGACAUCAACAGUUUUAGUGAAAUGCAAAAACUUGCUUAUGAUAUUGUUAAGUCUCAUUUUGAUGAUACAUAUCUGAGAAAGAGCCAUUAUGUCUCAGUAUAA
Molecule: messenger RNA, 1623 nt
Organism: Paramuricea clavata
Lineage: Eukaryota; Metazoa; Cnidaria; Anthozoa; Malacalcyonacea; Plexauridae
Source: the annotation of a GenBank genome assembly